GUAUGCAUAACUACAUCUACAGUAGGGAAUGAAAACUCUCUGUACAACCUGAUUGGGCCAUUGGAAUUUGAGUGGUUGUAUUUGACCAUCUGAAAUCUGACAAAUGUUUCCCUAAAUCACUGUUAGUUUGUAUCUAUUUUGUGUACUCACAUAUAUAUGUAUAAAUUGAAAAGUUUAUUUCUUCGCCCUCAUUCCUUUCUUAUAAGACUUACGCACUAACUUUGUUAACUAUAAACUUAGUUUAACUUAGUUUAACUAAACAAAAAUAAGAUUUUAGUAUCUAGUACUGUGAUCUGUUGUUUUUAGGAGCAAUAGUAUUUAGUUCAUAUGCUAAAAUAUUACACUUGCACAUUUUUAUGUUACAUCUGCCUCAUCAUUAUCAUCGAGGCAAGAACAAGAACAAAGGAUUAUGAUAAAAAUUUGGGCGUAAAAGCAGUAACAAGACUGGUAAGUCUUUGUUUAGUUUGCUUUUUCCUUUAGACUUAAUAUUUAAGUCAAUUUACCAAAACUUUGUCCUUUUUGUCAUGUCAUCAUCAAAAGUCCAUUUAGAAUUGGAUUGAUGAAGAACUAUAACGGGAUUUAAAAAUUAUUUUAAAAAUACAUACUAAGAAAAGAAACAUUCUCCUGUAUUAUUUACGAGCUGAUGAAUUACGAUGACAUUACAACUUUACUAAAGAUGGAUGUUUUCAUUAAAUGUUAUACAUAUGUUCAAAAUAGGGAAGAAACAGCUUAAAGUGAAGUUGCUCAAUUCCAGAGAUAAACAAUUUCAUUAAUUCGUCAAAGUUGAUAAACAACUUAAGUAGUUUUAAUAUAUAUACGUUUCUACAUUGAUUAAGAUUUCAGUACCGAAGACGAAAAUUUGAAAUUUCAAUGAGUACACUUCUUUUUUAAAUCACUUUAGGAAUAUUCGAAGUACUUUAGAAGACUAGAAAUGUUCGCUUAAGGAAGCUAUGAUUGGAUAUUCUCAUGCAUCUCAAAACACAAUGUGGUAUGGAAGGAGAGGAAUGCAUGGAUGAUUUCAAUUGUUGUGAAGAGUAUGAAUGCAGCCCUGAUUUGCAAUGUCAACUUAGGAAUGCUAAAAAUAAAAUUGCAGGAUCUUACCGAAAUUUAUGUGUAGCUGAUUAUGAUUGUCUACCAGGAUGGUGUUGUGAAGGCAAACUAUAUGCACGUCGCUGUACACAAGAUUGUAAUAGAAAAACUGAACCAGAUGUUGUUCCAGCUGGAAGUUAUUAUGGACGACAAUUUUGGAAUUUAUGGGCACACAAACGUCAUAUGGAUCGUUAUCAUUAUUGAACAUUUAAUGGAUAAAUCAAUUCAAAAUAUUAUUUACUUAUUUAUUCAUCAAAGAAUAUUUGAAAACUUUAAUUUGGUUGUGAUAAACAAUAAUGGUUGUGAUGUAACCGGUUGUGAAUAAAUUUCAUUUCAUUUGAAUUUUAGAAGAAAGUUUAAAACUGUGUUUACUUAUAAAUCAAAUAAAUUAUUCUCAUUUCC
Molecule: messenger RNA, 1491 nt
Organism: Schistosoma rodhaini
Lineage: Eukaryota; Metazoa; Platyhelminthes; Trematoda; Strigeidida; Schistosomatidae
Source: the annotation of a GenBank genome assembly